Rangifer tarandus platyrhynchus (Svalbard reindeer) is the source of this 228-nucleotide messenger RNA. NCBI's taxonomy places the organism in Eukaryota, Metazoa, Chordata, Mammalia, Artiodactyla, Cervidae. The record is from the annotation of a GenBank genome assembly.
AUGGCGGCGGGCGGAGCUAGCCCCGGCGGUUCGAAAGGGAAGGCAGAGAAAGAGCGGGAGGAGAAACCCCGCAGCUUGUGGGCGGGCGCGCCGGCCCCGCCCCGGACUCGGGCUCCCACCUUCCCGCACUCACCGAGUUCCUGCCCCGGGCGAGGGUGGCCUGUGGCGGAGGAAGCGGAACUAGUGACUGGACACCUGGUGCGCACACCCCCCAGGCGUGGACAGUGA